CUCCAGAUCCCACAGCGUAUGGACCCACAGGCUGGUUUUUCUGGUUUGCUCCCCAGGGCAAUUUGCAUAUUUCUCCGAAGAAUCAUCAAGAAGCUGAAAGCCUGUUUUCAGACUUAGAGAGAGGGGAGGCCCACAGUUGUUUCUUGAAAUCAAGGGCUGGGAAUGGCCAGAAGGGGCAGAUGGGGCUGCAGGCUGCCUCAGGUGGCCGAGCCAGCUGUGGAGGGGGAGCCACAUCUGCCCACGGGCCGGGACCUGACCGAGGCCAACCGCUUCGCCUACGCCGCCCUGUGUGGCGUCUCCCUGUCCCAGCUAUUUCCAGAACCUGAGCAAAGGUCCUUCUGCACAGAGUUUGUGGCGGGCCUGGUGAAGUGGCUGGAGUUGUCCGAAGCCGUCUUGCCAACCAUGACAGCUUUUGCCAGCGGCCUGGGCUGCGAAGGAGCAGACGUGUUUGCUCAGAUUUUGUUGAAGGACCCCAUCUUGAAGGACGACCCAUUGGUGAUCCUUCAGGACCUUCUGAGCUUCUCCCUCAAGGAUGGGCGCUAUGACGCGCGGGCCCGAGUCCUCGUUUGCCACAUGACCUCCCUCCUCCAAGUGCCCUUGGGGGAGCUGGAUCUCCUUGAAGAGACGUUCCUUGAGAGCCUGAAGGAAACCAAAGAGGAGGAAUCUGAAACGGCCGAGGCAUCCCGGAAGAAGAAAGAAAACCGGAGGAAAUGGAAGCGCUAUCUCCUGAUAGGCCUAGCAACUGUCGGAGGCGGGACAGUGAUCGGCGUGACGGGGGGUCUGGCUGCCCCUCUUGUUGCCGCUGGAGCUGCGACAAUCAUUGGCAGUGCCGGGGCAGCCGCUCUGGGCUCCGUGGCCGGCAUAGCCGUCAUGACCUCGCUGUUUGGAGCAGCUGGAGCUGGCCUGACAGGCUACAAGAUGAAGAAGCGUGUUGGGGCCAUUGAAGAGUUCACGUUUCUGCCUCUAACGGAGGGCAGGCAGCUGCACAUCACCAUCGCCAUCACGGGGUGGCUGGCGUCUGGCAAAUACCGCACCUUCAGCACUCCGUGGGCUGCCCUGGCCCGCAGCCGCGAGCAGUACUGCCUGGCCUGGGAGGCCAAGUACUUGAUGGAGCUUGGCAAUGCCCUGGAGACCAUCCUCAGUGGUCUUGCCAACAUGGUGGCCCAGGAAGCCCUCAAGUACACAGUGUUGUCUGGCAUUGUGGCUGCCCUGACCUGGCCAGCCUCACUCCUUGCUGUCGCCAAUGUCAUCGACAACCCCUGGGGGGUGUGUCUCCAUCGAUCAGCAGAGGUUGGCAAGCACCUCGCCCACAUCCUGCUCUCCCGGCAGCAGGGCCGGCGACCUGUCACCUUGAUUGGCUUCAGCCUGGGAGCCAGAGUCAUCUACUUCUGUCUGCAGGAGAUGGCUCAGGAGAAAGAUUGCCAAGGGAUCAUCGAGGACGUCGUGCUGCUGGGUGCGCCUGUGGAGGGAGAAGCCAAGCACUGGGAGCCUUUCCGGAAGGUGGUAUCUGGGAGGAUCAUCAACGGCUACUGCAGGGGGGACUGGCUGCUGAGUUUCGUGUACCGCACGUCCUCGGCGCAGCUCCGCGUCGCCGGCCUGCAGCCCGUGCUGCUGCAGGACAGGAGGGUGGAGAACGUGGACCUGUCCUCCGUCGUCAGCGGCCACUUGGACUACGCCAAGCAGAUGGACGUCAUCCUGAAGGCUGUGGGCAUCCGCACCAAGCCAGGCUGGGACGAAAAGGGGCUCUCGCUGGCCCCAGGCAGCCUCCCCCAAGAGGAGCCUCGCCAGGCAGCAGCCACCACCACCUCAGACAAGACCACCCCCCAGGAUGGGCAGACCCGGGGUCCUGCUCCCGGAGACACCCCCAAAGUGGCCACAGCCGCUGACCCCAGCCACACCCAGGUGCCAACAGGGCUGGACCAAUCUGAAGGGGCCUCCCUUGCUGCUGCUGCCAGCCCCACUGAGAGCCCCCCGGCCUGCAGCCAUGGUGUGGGCCCCAACCCACUGGGCUGCCCCGACUGUGCCAGCGAGACCCAGGGGCCCUGCCCCGGGCUGGACUGACCCCACAAGGGCACUCGAGCCGUCUUCCCAGAUUGCUGUGUGCGGCGUUCUCCGACCCCCUCCGUCAGCUUCCCGCAGGAG
Molecule: messenger RNA, 2142 nt
Organism: Ceratotherium simum simum (southern white rhinoceros)
Lineage: Eukaryota; Metazoa; Chordata; Mammalia; Perissodactyla; Rhinocerotidae
Source: RefSeq, a predicted model, not a curated record